Molecule: messenger RNA, 2108 nt
Organism: Arachis duranensis
Lineage: Eukaryota; Viridiplantae; Streptophyta; Magnoliopsida; Fabales; Fabaceae
Source: RefSeq, a predicted model, not a curated record
ACCUCAAGACUUCUUUACAAUUUUCGUCUCAAUUUCAAAAAACUUACGACCCAUCGUCAUCCGCAAGCCGCUGAUAAAUAGUGAAUACAAAAAGCUAUAUACUCUUAAUUUUUUUCUUUUAUUAAUUAUCCAAAAAUAAAUUAAAAAAUUUGCAUUCUAUUUUAAUUUUAACUAUACGUAAAUACACAAAUUAGAAAAAUAGUUUGCGUUUCUCAUUUGAUCCCAGCAAAACUAACUUUGAGGAGAAAGAAGAAAAAAACACUUUCUUUUCUGACUCUAGAUUAUAAUUCCAGAAGUGCCUACAAUGUAUGUGCCUGUGGCUCAUUCAGCCACACCUGAGGUUGGAUUUCCUAAUGAAACUGGGAUCUCCGUUGUGACUCUGGAUCAAAUUCCGCGGUGGAUUGAUGCUGAGCAAUCUGUGGGACAUGAUGAUAAUGGAGAUUCAUCAUUUUCUAAUCCGUACUUUCCCGAUCCUUUGACUUCCCAAUCAGAAGCCGACAGUGGUGGCAUUGGCUCUGUGUCGAGGUUUCCUGUUGACAAUGAAGUUAAUUUGAAGAUAUACUUGUGGAGGGGAAAUCCGUGGAACCUUGAGGUGGAUGCUGUGGUCAAUUCAACAAAUGAGGUCAUGGAUGAAGCACAUAGCAGCGCUGGGCUGCAUGCUGCAGCUGGACCUGGUCUUGCAGAAGAGUGCGCAACUUUGGGUGGAUGCCGAACGGGGAUGGCUAAAGCUACCUGUGCAUAUAACCUUCCUGCAAGAAAAGUUAUUCAUACUGUUGGACCAAAGUAUGCUGUGAAGUACCACACUGCUGCCGAAAAUGCUUUAAGUCAUUGCUAUCGGUCUUGCUUGGAGGUUCUAAUUGAAAAUGGCCUUCAAAGCAUUGCUUUCAGCUGUAUUUAUACAGAGGCAAAGAAUUAUCCUCGUGAACCGGCUGCACAUGUAGCUAUAAGGACUGUUAGACGGUUUCUUGAGAAGCAGAAAGACAACAUAAUUGCUGUUGUAUUUUGUACUACCAGUACACUAGAUACCGAGAUAUAUAAGAGGUUACUUCCACUUUACUUUCCACGGGAUAAACAUGAGGAGGAGGUAGCUUUGUUAAAGCUUCCUGCAGAUGUUGGGGAUGAGAAUGGAGAGACUGUCAUAGAUGAGCGUAAAAUUAGAAUCAAGCCUUUACCUAAGAAACAAGUUCGAAGACCUCCUGAACCUCCAGCUGAUGUUCCUGUUAGUGAUGUAGGCACAAUUCGUAGGACUUCAUCAUAUUUGGAUUCAUUUCUGGAUCCUGCCUUCAUGUCUUUGAUUAAAGACCCUGAUGAAAGACGUCUGGAGCAGUGGGAGAAAACUGUUAAAGCCCAAAAUAGCUGGAAUUUUACUAAAUUUCUUGGACUUGGCGAGCUUGGUGGACCUCCAUUGUCUGCUGCCGAAGAAUAUUCUCUACACUCAAGAUAUCUUUCUAAAGCAAAUUCCUUGAAUCUUUCUGAAAUAGCAGAGAUGAAAAUUAUCUACCGUGGAGGUGUAGACAGUGAGGGUCGUCCUGUCAUGGUUGUUGUGGGGGCUCACUUUUUGCUCAGAUGCCUUGAUUUGGAUCGAUUUGUGCUCUAUGUUGUGAAGGAGUUUGAGCCUAUAAUACAGAAGCCGUAUACUAUUGUCUACUUCCACUCUGCUGCAUCACUACAGAUGCAACCAAACUUGGGAUGGAUGAGAAGAUUACAACAAAUACUUGGUCGGAAGCACCAGCGGAACCUACAUGCGGUAUAUGUCCUUCACCCAUCUUUGGGGCUAAAAGUAGCUGUAUUUGCACUCCAGUUGCUCGUGGACAAUAUGGUAAGUUGCAUCAAAAUUAUUUUGUUGAACUUAAACCUGCAUAGCAUUUGCAGGAUAUCCAAAUGCUUCAUUCCAGAUUUUGUGUUCCAGCAUGAUUUAGAAGUGAAUGGAGGAAAGGGUCUCAUGGUAGAUCCAAGAACAAAAUAUGUUUAUCACAGACCAUGAACAUGUCAUCAUGUGCAGUGCCAAUCAUCAAUAGAUGAUGAUAGUCUGAUAGAUAAGUGUCAGCUGUUGUUACUUCAUUAUUUUGUCUUGUCCCAUUAUUAUAGGGAGUGGGAAGAGGAUCUAU